GUCAACAGCUGCUUCAUUUCUAACUCGUGGAGCAACACCUCCAAGGGCGCGUUCGCAGGCACAUGUAUUGGUUUUGUUCUUGUUUUUAUUGUUGCGCUUGUCCGCCGCCUCCAGCGCGAGUACGAGUCACGACCACCAGCCGCGCGGAGGUUGCCCUGUGCAACGUUGAGUGCGCGCACCUCGGUCGGCGCCCUAUAG
Messenger RNA from Epithele typhae, 198 nucleotides. RefSeq lists its product as uncharacterized. The annotation marks the transcript as partial. Lineage: Eukaryota; Fungi; Basidiomycota; Agaricomycetes; Polyporales; Epitheliaceae. The transcript has a single exon. Gene Ontology annotation, biological process: copper ion transmembrane transport. Gene Ontology annotation, molecular function: copper ion transmembrane transporter activity. Gene Ontology annotation, cellular component: membrane. The record is from RefSeq and is a predicted model, not a curated record.